Beta vulgaris subsp. vulgaris (sugar beet) is the source of this 1507-nucleotide messenger RNA. RefSeq names its product 21.7 kDa class VI heat shock protein. The record is from RefSeq and is a predicted model, not a curated record. Lineage: Eukaryota; Viridiplantae; Streptophyta; Magnoliopsida; Caryophyllales; Amaranthaceae.
AUGGAGAGGUACCAUUAAAGAUUAAAGUCCAAAUUAGUUCUAGCUUUUGUCUUUUGCAACAGCAUAAAAAGAAGAGUUGAAGACAACAAGCAUGUAAAAUGAUAUUCAGCCUUUGAAUGUGCAAAUAUAGAAAUGUGUGCAUGUAAAUCAUCAAGAGCCAAAACACAAGUUGCAUUAUUGCAACAUGCCAAUCGAUCAAAAAGUGAUGGAGAAAGAAAUAUUCUGUUAUCUUUGCAAUCCUGCAAAGAUUCUCAAGGAAUUUGUUCUCUUUACUUUUGUAAAGGAUUUUUCUUCAGUAUACUAUAAGAAGAAUAAAACUAAAACUACCAUACAACAAAAUAGCAAGUUUUACUUUCAUACUCUUAAAUAAAGUUUCUUAUACAACCUUAAUUCUAUGAUGGCUGGUCUUAGACAAAUUGAAGUACUUUUAGAAGAUCGAACACCACAUAAAUGGAUCGUUCCCCUUACAGAGGACGAAUUCCAAGCCUUCCUAUCAAGAGGAAAUCAAGCAAUACGUAAAGUUUUUGGUGAUGGUUCAUUCUUCAGUCCUAUGUUGUUUGGCAAGUUUUUUGAUCCAUCUGAUGCUUUUCCUCUGUGGGAGUUUGAGGCUGAUGUUUUGUUAUCGAAUUUACGAGCUUCUGGCCUUAAUCAAGUUGAUUGGAAUCAGAAUGAUAAAGAGUAUGUACUGAAAGCAGAAUUACCAGGAACAGGAGAAGAAUCUUCUGUACAGGUAUGUGUGGAAAAAGGAAAGAUUCUUGAGAUUAGUGGGCAGUGGAAGCAACACACUGAUCUUAAGGCGAGGGAUUGGAGAAGUCAUCAUUGGUGGGAAAUUGGAUUUGUUCGAAGGAUCGAAUUACCAGAAAAUGCAGAUUGGAAGAAGACUGAGGAUAAUGCACAGAAGUAAGAGGAAGAGUGUAGAUUCAAGGUAAAAAAGAAGUAUGGUACUGACUUAAUUAAAUUGCUUCUUUCUACAAAUGGUUGUAAGAAGUAAAUUAAUUGUAAGGAAUAGGAAUUUCUGAAAGAAUCAUCUUAGAAUCAGAAGCAGAAGAUUAUCUCCAUUAACGACUUGAUUGGCAGGCACUAAUUUUUUUGGUUAUAGUUAUAAGGAACUUUGUGAAAAAAAUCACGUAUUGAUGUCCAUGGUAAUACUUGUCCAUCCUCGAAUACCUCUUUUUCUUCCCAAAUCUUAAUUGUCACCCGUUACCACUUAGAGGUGGUUUCGAUUGAUAAUGAAAAUCUAUGAAGAAAAAUACGUGUUUGCGAAUGAUGUACAUAAGUAUUACACUAUUACGUCCUGUUAGAUUGCCGCAAGUUCAAUAGAUAGAAAGGUUAGAUCAAGCUAGUUAAUCUAGAUUUCAUAUUGUUUUUGACAGAUUUUGCAACAUAUAGAGCACUCUGAGUACUGUUUUGUAAUGUAUCUCAACAAUUGCAGCUAUCCAACAAUGUAUUAACUGUAACAAUGAAGCAUCCGAAUAAAUGUUUUGAGUGACAUCCUAUAAGAGAUUCA